AUGACCCAAGGACGGGGAAGACCAGAAACGACCCAGUUGCUAAGAGCAAAACUGGGAUUCAGAGAUGAUAUGCUAUGGAAGAGGUUCUGCGCACGUCGGCUCGAGCUGAUCCACUCGCUCAGCCUCAGUUCACGAAAGGCGUCCGAGCAGGAGGAACCAGUCCACUUUGUGGCAAGAAAGCUUUGCAGUGAGUAUGGAUAUAACCCGGAGAGUGUAUUACCGGAUUUCGAAAAAUUGGUUCGUGCCGGAAUUCAAUCGGUCAGACGCAACCAACGCAGAUUCACUCGCGGCACCAACAAGGACGGCAAGCCAUUGCUCGUAAAAGGUGCUGGCGCUGGCGAAGAGUCCGUUGAGGGAUCUCCUGGGUCGCCCGGGUCUAGUGAUAUGGCGUCCGCCGGCAAGCCCACGGGCAUUGUUGCCGCCCUCCAAGAGCUUCGGGCGUACAUUAUGCCGCUCAUGGUUUCAAAUAGCUCGAUCACGCCCGCGACGCCGAUGAUCCGCGAGGGCUUCUUUCAACUUACUGUCGGUGCAACCUGUGCCGCGAAUGGCCUUGACAAUUUUGCCCCAAUUCUUUACGAUGCCAUUUUGGGCGAACUUGGCGAUGCCAUGGUAAGGUUUUUUAACGUUAGCCAACGUAAAGUUUUGGCGCCACUCUUAGCAAACGCCGUUGUUCUCCAUGGAACCGAGGUCGCGUUUGCCUUCCAAAGCGUGUUAUCGGAGCUGGUCCUGGCCGCCGGCGCCGAUGUCAAUGAAAUGAUCGAGGUGUUAAACCGGCUGGAGCUACCUUCCGUCUUACCGCCAAUCCGGACAAAUUUUCGCAGAGAAAACAAUCCCGCCUACUCGCCUGAAAACAGCGGAGACACAUCUUUGUCGCCACAACCCGCCACACCGAACUCGCUGCAAGUGUCACCGGUCGUCCGCCCCACAUCGACCAACGGCGUGGCAGGCAACUCUGAUACCGCACCCCAGGUGCAACCUUUGAAUGCUACUGCAACACCGAUGCUGGCGUCGGAAUCCCAACAACCGCUUUCUUCACCCCCCAAGAUAUCGGCGCUUCUGGACUCUUCCUCAGCAGGGAUCGCCCGGUCGUCGAACCUGGGGCCGUUCGCGACCACGCCCUCUCAGCCAGGUACACCAGUCAUCAAACCCGAGCAGGAGCAGCUCAAUGCCGCGGCCACUCUGGCCAGUGGAUUCUCCAUGACCAUGCCACAGCAGCAGCCGUCCGCGGCUCCCCAUGCACCACCGCCACAGCCGCUCAUGCCUAUUAUGAACACCCCUUCAGCACCCCCUCCGAUGCUGCCGAGCCUGUCCAGCUUGCCCAUCCGCGGACAGUGGGGGGCAAUGCCAACCAUGUUUGAGCGGAGAGUUACUAUUUACUACAACGGGCGACACCUUAGCCUAAUCUAUUCCCCUCUCAAAAACACCCCGCCAACCAUCUCGGAACUCAUCGAGCACUCUCGCAAAACAUUUACAAUAGCACCCGACGCAGUUGUGCGUGUCCGCGAUUUAUUGAGUAAACGCAUUUUGGAAACCCAGCAGGACCUACUCGAUGUGUUCUCCCAGCAGGUGGUCGACCUAGAGCUCUUCCUGCCUCCACCAAUGCUGAUGGUCGCUCCCCCGCCCUCAAACGAAACACCGCGUUUCACCCCUUUAGCACCUGUCUUAGUACGCUCAGAUCAAAAGCCUGCCUAA
This is a messenger RNA of Wickerhamiella sorbophila, 1692 nucleotides long. RefSeq lists its product as hypothetical. The transcript has a single exon. NCBI's taxonomy places the organism in Eukaryota, Fungi, Ascomycota, Dipodascomycetes, Dipodascales, Trichomonascaceae. The record is from RefSeq and is a predicted model, not a curated record. Bases 1 to 1692 code for a protein of 563 amino acids.